Molecule: messenger RNA, 2231 nt
Organism: Tigriopus californicus
Lineage: Eukaryota; Metazoa; Arthropoda; Copepoda; Harpacticoida; Harpacticidae
Product: protein Malvolio-like
Exons: 3
Coding region: 234-1895 (553 amino acids)
Biological process (GO): metal ion transport; response to manganese ion; manganese ion homeostasis
Cellular component (GO): apical plasma membrane
Molecular function (GO): cadmium ion transmembrane transporter activity; iron ion transmembrane transporter activity; manganese ion transmembrane transporter activity
Source: RefSeq, a predicted model, not a curated record
AGGCAAGGAUGAGCUCUAUGACGAAAUUCAACGAUUGAUUGAUUGCCCUGUAACGAUGGCCGAUCAAAUUUCAAAGCCUAUCUCUGACAUUGCUUGGCUGCCUUAGGCAUAUCUAAACUACUAUCAUGUCAUAGAUAACUCAAUCACCAAAUAAAAGACGAGACAAAUCCUUGUGUAAAGGUCAGUGUCCCAAAGUGGUCCCUUAGAGCCCAAGGCCUUACCCGUCCCUCAUCAUGGCCCCAGAACCGACACCAGACACUCCAGCUUCCAUUAAGAAAUCUCACCGAACUGCUGUCAUCAAUGAUGACACAUACUUGGAAGAUGAGAAGAUCGACAUUCCGGAGGAAGCCAUCUUGGACGAUUCCAUCUUCAGUUUCCGGACUCUUUGGUUGUUCACCGGUCCCGGAUGGCUCAUGUCCAUCGCUUACUUGGAUCCGGGCAAUAUUGAGUCGGACCUUCAAUCUGGGGCCAAGGGACAGUAUCGGCUUCUCUGGGUUCUCAUGUGGGCCACGAUCUUGGGUAUGGUGAUGCAGAGACUCUCGGCUCGUUUGGGCGUGGUCACGGGUAAGCACUUGGCUCAAGUCUGUUAUGAGCAGUAUCCAGGUGUUCCUCGAGUGAUUCUGUGGAUCAUGGUAGAGAUUGCCAUCAUCGGAUCAGACAUGCAAGAGGUCAUAGGAACUGCCAUCGCCAUUUAUCUCUUGUCUCAAAAGUACAUUCCUCUUUGGGGCGGCACCCUGAUCACAAUCGUGGACACCUUCACCUUCUUAUUCCUUGACAAAUACGGCCUUAGGAAAUUGGAAUUCUUCUUUGCCUUUCUGAUUGGUGUCAUGGCUAUUAGCUUUGGCUACAACUACUUCGUCGAUAUCCCCGACCAAGUAGGCGUAAUGGAGGGUCUCUUUGUUCCUUGGUCCCAUGAUUAUAGCAAUGAGGUCCUAUCUCAAGCCGUAGCCGCAGUGGGGGCCAUCAUUAUGCCGCACAAUUUGUACCUCCAUUCAGCUUUGGUCAAAACUCGCAAGGUCAAUCGUGAGGACAAACGAGCCGUCACUCAGGCCAACAAGUACUACGUGAUCGAAGGCUGCGUGGCCUUGUUCAUCAGCUUCAUUCUGAACUUGUUCGUGGUGAGCGUGUUUGCCAAUGGUCUGUUUGAAACCACGUACGCCACGGCCUACAACAGCUGCGCCGCUCAAGACUCCAUUUUCUUGGAUGUGUUUGACGUUGGCCCAGAGCAAGCCAACGACUUCAUUGAUGCUGAUCUUUACAAGGGUGGCGUUUUCCUGGGUUGCACGUUUGGCGUGGCUUGUACUUACAUUUGGGCCGUUGGCAUUUUGGCAUCUGGCCAGUCUUCAACCAUGACAGGCACGUAUUCGGGCCAAUUUGCUAUGGAAGGUUUCUUAAACCUCAAAUGGAAACGUUGGCAACGAGUCUUGCUCACCCGAACCAUUGCCAUCAUUCCGACCUUCAGUGUGGCCUAUUUCUUGGAUAUCAACAACCUGACUGGGCUGAAUGAUGUCUUAAAUGCACUCAUGAGCAUCCAAUUACCAUUUGCAGUCAUUCCUACCCUAACUUUCACAUCAUCAAGAUUGGUAAUGGGUGAUUUUGCCAAUGGACUUGUGAUGAAAAUAUUCGUCACACUCCUAGCCAUCAUUAUCAUCGCCAUUAACAUAUUCUUCGUGGUUGACUUUGUGACCACCACAUUGCCAGCUACCUGGUGGGUCUAUACCCUGGUCGGAAUUUUUGCAGUCCUUUAUUUCUUAUUCAUCGCCUACCUCACGAUUGCAUUGUUGGUUCAUAUGGGAAUUGAACAAUUGUUGAGAUUUGACUGGGUACGGAAAUAUUACUGGUUCGAGCCGAUUGCUGAGGCCCAGCAAAAAGAAAAACCCCCAAUGUUGGAGUGAUCCACUUCGAUUUUGGAGCAAAAGGCCAAUUUGCUAACAAAGAGGAGAAAAUACCUGAAUCUCGGGACGAAAUGUCCCAGAACAUAUUUCUCUUGAAACUUGUUGUCAGAAGCCAAUACUUGCUUAUACGUACAUGCAUAUCAAAUUUUGAAUUUGCUAGUCAAGAAACAUCUAUCUAACCAUAUUUAUUCAAUAAAAGUGAUAAAUUUAGUCAUUAAAAAUGACAGAUUUAUCCUAACUACUAGUGAUCAUCAUUUUUUAAUGGUUUAUAAAACAUUGUGCCAUCAUUUCUUUGGUAAGCCCGCUUAACGGCCGGAGUAAGACCCAGAUCCUCCG